Messenger RNA from Populus euphratica (Euphrates poplar), 1805 nucleotides. RefSeq names its product SNF7 family protein. The transcript is spliced from 8 exons. Lineage: Eukaryota; Viridiplantae; Streptophyta; Magnoliopsida; Malpighiales; Salicaceae. Gene Ontology annotation, cellular component: multivesicular body; ESCRT III complex; cytoplasmic side of plasma membrane. The coding region runs from base 265 to 1572 and encodes 435 amino acids. The record is from RefSeq and is a predicted model, not a curated record. Gene Ontology annotation, biological process: late endosome to vacuole transport via multivesicular body sorting pathway; vesicle budding from membrane.
UUUUUUUUUUUUUUAGGCUGGAGGAAGUUGCCGCAUUGGAGCUGCAAUUACCUCAAACGGUGUCGGUUUAGUUAAAAAUCUUCUUGUACCCAUCCAACCUGCCUGCAAGUACCGCUCGCUGACCACAGUAUCAAACCAGACCCGGGAUUUUGAAGUUUCGGUUCCUUUGAAAAUUCCAAUUUUCUCCUUCAAAUUUUCGAUUUCAGUGAGCGAAGCGGGAAUUGAAUUGAAAUUCAACAAGCAGCAGCUCCGAAUAGAACAGAAAUGGAUUCCGUGUCGUCGGUGAAGGAAUUCAUAAGAAAACAAGUCCCCGAUUGGGACGACGAAAUAAUGGCCACAGCCCGAUUCAAAGCAUUUAGUGGGCAAAGAUCCGAUUGGGAACCCAAAUACUUGUUCUGGAAAGAUUUAAUCCUCAAAAUUGCUCGACAUCUCGACCUCUUCAUUAUUCAACCUUCUCAGGUAAAGGAGGAGUGGUUCAAUCGUGGAGGUUUAACGCCGUUAUGCAUUGAUCAUGUACUGUGCUUAAUGUAUAAUGAAGGUGAUAUUGUGCGAAAUGUGGAUCUUGUAGACCCAAGUAGUGGUCGAAUCUCUCAGUUAUUCAGAAAAGUUAGAAAUUUGAUGGUCAGAUCACCUGUUACUCCAGAAAUAAUUAUGCUUGAAGAUCAUCUCUUUCUUACACCAUUAUUGAAGGAUAAAACUGCUCAGAUUAUCAAAUGCUUAUCUGAAAGUCAUUGGACGUCUUCGUGCAUUGUUACUAUGAGCAAGUUCCAGGGCAUGUGUGGUCCAUCUGAGGCAGCUCCUCUCUUGAGUUAUCUAUCCGGACUCGGGAAAGCACAAUAUUUCUCAAUUUCUAAGGAGGUUAUAGAGGGAGUGAAAAUUUCCCUUUCAUCAGGAUCAGUUCCCGCCAUCUCAAGUCUAGAUUUGGAUGUCCUGCGCUUGAUUUGGACAGCACAAAAGCUUGAGGACCAAAUUGCCAUGAUUGACAGACGAUAUGAAAUGUCAAGAAAAUCAGCAUUAGCUUCUUUAAAUUCUGGAAACAAGAAAGUAGCCCUGAGGCAUGCUAGAGAGAUGAAGUUGGCCUCGGAGAGUAGAGAAAGGUGUACUGCACUUUUGAACAGAGUGGAGGAAGUUCUGAAUGUCAUCGCAAAUGCUGAAUCUACACAAAAGGUAACUGAGGCCAUCAGAAUUGGAGCUGAAGCAAUGAAACAAAAUAAGAUAACGGUAGAGGAGGUUGAACACUGUUUAGAAGAACUUGAGGAGAGUAUUGAUGCACAAAAACAAGUUGAAAAGGCUCUAGAAUCAAAUCCAGUCUCAGGUAUUGAAGAUGAAGAUAUAGAAGAGGAGUUAGAAAAGCUAGAGUUGGAAUUAGAAAGUGAAAACCUUAAAAUAUCGAAAGUCGAGGUUGGCAGUACAUCAGGAGAAAUGGGUGCUUUGGGAUCCACUGACUCGCUAACUGAUGCUUUGUCGAAUUUAAAGCUCCAUGAUGGUUCAGCUACGGAAUCUGUAAGUCAGAAGUCUCCAUUCCCGACGAGAACUAAAAAUUCAAAGCAGGCGAUGCUUGAAGCAGCAUAAUUAAAGGAAUUCCUUACUGGAAUGGUACUAUGAUCAUCUGUACUGGCUAAAUAUGAUGUCAAGUUUUCGGUCAGUUGAUCAAGCUGUUGGGGUCAUGUAUAUAACGAUUUCACUCUCUGCAUAUUUUACAUGUAUAUACACUAGAAAAAUGUAAACUAUCAUGAUGUCUAAUUUGAUCAGUCAUAAAUCCUGGUUGUCUGAAGAGUUGAUGGAUGUAUUUGGUUUUUGAUCCA